Columba livia (rock pigeon) is the source of this 1493-nucleotide messenger RNA. RefSeq names its product spermatogenesis associated 17 (gene SPATA17). Bases 19 to 1125 code for a protein of 368 amino acids. The record is from RefSeq and is a predicted model, not a curated record. NCBI's taxonomy places the organism in Eukaryota, Metazoa, Chordata, Aves, Columbiformes, Columbidae. The transcript has 10 exons. Gene Ontology annotation, molecular function: protein binding.
CGGCGUCGGGAGGGCGGGAUGGAGGGAGGGAGCAUGGCCGCCCUGGCCCGGCUUCAGGCGAGGUUGUCGGGACUGCGGGAAGAGUAUUAUCGUAGGAACAGGUCUAUAGAUGAAGACAGAAAAAUAGAGUACAAAGCUGCUGUCAAAAUCCAAAGCUGGUUUCGAGGAUGCAGAGUCCGAGCCUAUCUGAGACAUCUGAACAAAAUGGCAACUUUUAUACAGAAGUGGUGGAGAGGUUAUCGAAGCCGAAGAUACUUCUUAAAAAUGGUGGAGACAGCAUAUUUUAUUAUGAAGAUGAAUUUCUACAAUGAAAUGGCUGUCAGGAUUCAGAAAAGAUGGCGAGGCUAUUAUGUUCGGAAAUAUAUCCAUAAUUACUAUGAACUGAAGAAAUACCUGGAAACCGUUUCUAUGAACAACGAGUUUGUCAGGAACGAACUCCAACAGUACACAGAAAUGAAGGAAAAUGAAGAAAAAAGGAAAGACCUAGAAAAGAAAGAAAAGGAAAAGCAAUACCAAGCGCGAAAGAUGCAUUACCUCCUUAGCACUGAGCAGAUUGCAGGCAUAUACAAUUCACCAUUCAGAAAAUCCCCAGAUCCAAUGGAACUGCUGCUACGGAAGUCAAAGCCAUUGAGCCACAAACGGCAGCAAAUGAAGAGUCCCUUCACCUCAGAGCUCUAUGACUGGCCAACCUGUAGAAGGCCUCCGACUUUUUCCACAGCAGAGCCUCUGCCACCUAUUGGCAGACAGAAACCUCAGGGGCCUUUCCGUGAUACUGCUGAAGUAUUGCGGCAGCGCUACAAGCCUUUGGAACCAACCUUGCGAGUGGCAGCAUCAAUCAAUUCACCACUAGAGAAGGCCAGAGAGGAAAUGAAAAUGGAGGAAUGGCGAAACCGUGUACAUGACAAUGAAUUUCUACCAUUUUCUUCGUAUCAUAAAAAUGAGAAGUAUGACCCAUCAAUUUGUAGGUCAGGCAAAUAUGGCCAAGAAACUUAUGGAAUUAAACACUUCCGAGAAGUACAGCCUAAGAAGUGGAUAGCAGGCAAGGACUUUCAAACAGUGUCACCAUCAAUUGUUCUCUUUGAAAAAUUGGGAAAAACGUAUUCCAGAACUGGGCAAAUAGUGUAAUUGUCCUGGAAACUUCACAGUAUAGGACACCUGAUAAGUGAUCAAUAAAUGUAUUUCAGCAAAUGCACAGUGCUAUGUUGGCUGAAUGUCCCGUGAAGUACUCUUUCUGCAAAGUGAGGUAAACUAUAUCCAAAAUAGUGUUAGUUGAUUUUGCGUGAUCUCUAAGCAAUAAAGUUGUCAACACUUUUUUUUUUUUUCAGUUUUGCCCAAAAAAAGGUGUUGUCAUAGGAACAUGUUUUCUGAAAUUGCUAUAUUUUAGUUGAUGUAAAUCCUUUAGAAUACAAAACCAGAGUAAUCAAGUAAAAGACCUGGAAUCACAUUGUAUUUAUUAUAGAUUUGUGAGUGAGGUCAACACUGAAAAAAGAAAA